Molecule: messenger RNA, 37734 nt
Organism: Liolophura sinensis
Lineage: Eukaryota; Metazoa; Mollusca; Polyplacophora; Chitonida; Chitonidae
Product: microtubule-actin cross-linking factor 1, isoforms 1/2/3/4/5-like
Exons: 93
Coding region: 990-36683 (11897 amino acids)
Biological process (GO): cytoplasmic microtubule organization; wound healing; intermediate filament cytoskeleton organization
Cellular component (GO): cytoskeleton; membrane; intermediate filament
Molecular function (GO): microtubule binding; structural molecule activity; calcium ion binding
Source: RefSeq, a predicted model, not a curated record
UCGGGACCAGGCUGCCUUAGCCGGGAAUAUCUGACAGCUAGCCAGCCAGCCAGCCAGCAUGCCUGCCUGCCUAGACUGGUACAUGAGAACCCUGUAGACUGGAAUCUACCUGUGUUGUAGAUAUCAAUUCAUACCUGUACUGGGUUCCAGGGGGAGGGGUAUGCCCGCUAGUACUAGUCUACGUGUUUAUAUUGUGACAAGGUGUGACGAUUGUAUACAUACCUGACAUACACUGGAGAAGGGCAAUUGUUUGAUGGCAGCGCCACCAGUAUAUACCCAGUAACAAUAGGACAAUGUUGUAACAAUUGUUGUCAGCUGUGACAAAUGCACCAUUACUGAGAAUGGUGUGAACAGUGGAGAAAAGGUACAUUAAUUCAGACCUAAGCAAGAAGUACGGAAAAAUUGUUACCUGGUCGCUGAUUGACGUGUGCGGCCCGGGGCCUGUGGUCAGCAUGACUGUGUUAUAAUAUACUGCGUAGUGACCAGACCUCCUGACUCCUACCCUGCGUUAUUUCCACCUCAGGUAACUAGGUUAUAUGACUGGGGGCUAUAUAGGAGCCUGUAUGAAAUACCGGUCGGGUAGGAAUCUCUUACCUGGCUACAAGAAUAAUCAAGGGGUCUCCCCUUCUGACCAACCAGAACCUUGCCUUACCACCUUGAGAUAUCCUCACAGCUCGACUGACAACUGCCAUUCAGUGUGACGACAAGACACCACUGACAAUACAGGGCCACAUUCUUUCUGGAUCGCCCGAAAUCAAAACUGGUCUCUCCAGAAAGCGGCUUGGUGACAAGCUUUUUGAUAUGCUGGGUGGUGCUCCGAGGGACUGAGGAGGCUUAACCUAGCUGACGGCACAACUGGGUAGCGAAAUCUCACCUGUUAUCUUAGGAGGGACAAGAGGUGGUCUUAAGGCCAAGCCAUGACCUGAGGAUGACCACAUUUACAGACUCACAGUGAAGACAGAGAGUUUCUGAUCAAGACACCACCAAUCAUGGAGCAGGAUUUCACAUUUUACGAAAACAAAUACAGCACCAUAAGCAGCAGUAGUAGCCGCACCAGCAAGGCUGGGAGUUUCAACGCCUACAGCACCUUGCCUUCUGGUUUCUCCAGCACCGGCACUGGCACCGUCCAGUCAGGUUUCACCAACUACAGCACACUGCCUGCUGGUGCCACCUUCAACUCACAUCAGCCUAAGAAAUACAACAAUUACGACCUGAACACUCAAGGAGCAGUGGUAACUGGUUUCAACAGUUUCGGAGCCGAAAAUGCAGUUGUUUACAACAACUAUGCCCCGGUGGAUGGUGCUUCUUAUAACCACAGCGAUGCCCAGGACGUUAAGGUCUUCAGCGAGACCAUGUCACCUUUCGACCCCACCCUCAAAAUGCCUGAUCCAAUGCGAAAGUAUGAGAUUGCCAGAGCUAAGGAAACAGAUGAAAGAGAUGCGGUCCAAAAGAAAACAUUUACGAAAUGGGUGAACAAACAUCUGCUAAAGUGGUAUCCUCUCCCUGUUGACUACAUGCAGCACUGGAGGUUUAAUAAGGCUGGUCGACGGAUUCUGGACUUGUACGAUGACCUCCGUGACGGCCACAACCUCCUCUCUCUCCUGGAAGUCCUCUCCCACGAAACUUUGCCACGAGAGAGGGGCCACAUGAGAUUCCAUAAGCUACAGAAUGUACAGAUUUCACUAGAUUUCCUGAGGUAUCGAGGGAUCAAGCUUGUAAAUAUUCGUGCCGAUGAAAUUGUGGACGGUAAUCCAAAACUGACACUGGGGUUGAUAUGGACCAUAAUAUUGCAUUUCCAGGUAUCCGAUGUCGUCGUUCCAGGACAGCCAGAAGACUUAUCCGCCAGAGAGUCUUUGUUGUUGUGGAGCCGGCGCACCUGUGAAGGGUAUCCCGGAGUUAAAAUUAGUGAUUUCUCGCGGAGUUGGCGAGAUGGCCGAGCAUUCCUCUCCAUCAUUCACAGACACAGGCCAGACCUGGUGGAUUACAGACGCGUGUAUUCCCAGAAUGCUAGGCAGAACCUGGAGAUGGCCUUUACAGUGGCCGAGAAAGACUUUGGAGUCACCAGAUUAUUGGACGCAGAAGACAUCGAUGUGGCCCACCCUGAUGAGAAGUCUGUGAUUACCUACGUUUCGUCAUUGUACGAUGUCUUCCCUGAGGUGCCUACAGUGGAGCAGUCUCUUCGAGACAACGAGAGGUUACUGAAGUGGGAGCAGUACCGCGAGCUGUCCACGUCUUUGGUGCGCUGGCUCCGGGACGCCAUGGCGAUGAUGCUGGACAGAGAAUUCCCCACCACUGCCAUUGAGAUUAAGAGGGCACUAGGAGAGUUUAAUAGGUUUAAGAAAGAAGACGUGCCACCCCGGCUGACAGACAGACAAAAAUUGAUGCGCCUUUUUGAUGAUUUGUUGGCACUGCAGGCUCUGUCUGGCCCCUAUGUGAUAGAGGAUGAGCUGAUGAUUGAGAAUGUGAACCGGGUUUGGGUGCGCUUCCAGACGGCGUUACAGGAGAGGGAGAUGGCUCUGGAGAGUGAACUUAGGAGGGUAGAACGGGUGGAUACCCUCACAGAAAAACUGAUCAAGGACAUGAGGAUGUGGGAGUCCACGUUGUCAGAGUUAGAGAUGAAAAUCUCAGAGGAGGAGAGAAGACUGGACCAUGCAAACCCCUGGGAGGCCAAGCAGAACUGUGAGACAAUUGAACGCUCACUCAGGAGAUGCGAAGAAAGUGUUCGCACGAUGUUCACAGAUGUUCAUGUGAUGAGAGAACGACACCAUCCACAAGCAGAGAAUCUGAACCGAAGAGUGUUCGCCAUUCAGGACCGGCUCAGCUCUCUUCAGAGUCACCUCUAUAACAAUGUGAUACAGAAACUGACGUCCAAAUCGUAUGUGCAGGAGGGGAAGACGUACACAAAGAGAACCGAGGUGGUUACGGAGGUACGCCUGGUCGACACCCAGGAGGCCUUCAAACACCUGCAGGACUGUCUUACCUGGAUACAGAAUAAACAGACGGAGCUGGAGACGGCAGAGUACGGCAGUGACUUACCCGCAGUACAGAAAGCUCUGGAGAGGCACAGGCUUACUCACCAGGAGGUGCAGAACUUCAGGGGACGGGUCGAGAAAUGCGCCGCAGAUAAGAGAACUUUACCUCAGGAAGACCAGCAUCUGUACUCAGAAUGGCUAUCUAAAGUAGAAGUAGCUUACUCCUUGUUAACAAACACCUCAAAUCGGCGCCUCAGGAGUCUAGAAUCUCUGACAGACUUCAUCCAAGCGGCAACCACGGAACUGGUCUGGCUCAACGAGAGGGAAGAAGUGGAAGUGAAUAGAGACUGGAGUUCCAAGAACUUAAAUAUCCCAGAACUUACCGCCUUUCAUCAUUCCUUAUUACGCGAGAUGGAGGGGAGAGAAGUCCAGUUUAACUCAGUACAGGACAAAGGUGAAGUACUGAUCAUGGACAGACACCCUGCUGGUAAAACCAUCGAGGCUUACAUGGGAGCCCUGCAGUCCCAAUGGUCCUGGUUGCUCCAGCUUACCGUCUGUUUGGAAUCUCACCUCAAGUAUGCUCAGGCUUAUUACCAAUUUUUCGAGGAAGUGAACCAGGUUGAGCAUUGGUUAAACCAACAGGCAGAGUUGCUGAACACACGUUUCAGUCAGCACACGGUGAAGCCAGAAGAAGCCGAGAAACUCAUCCGUGACGUACAGGAAAUGCGUGACCGCCUAGCUCAGUACCAGAGAGUAGUGGAGAUCUUGCAGACUAAGAGUCGAGACAUCGUACCUCUCCAUCUGCGCAGCAGAAGAGUUAGUGCCCCUACCAGAGUCCGCACUCUAUGCAACUACAAACAACUUAAUUUCAACCUCCACAAAGGAGAUGACUGUACCUUGUUUGACAAUAGCCAGAUGACCAAAUGGAAGGUGAGAACACCGUCAGGUCAGGAAGGCCUUAUCCCAUCUGUUAUAUUCCUCAUUCCCCCACCUGAUAAAGAGGCUGUGGAUAGUGCCGAAAGACUACGAAGACAGCUGAGCCAGGUGAUGUCCUUGUGGGAGUCCAGGCAGAAGAAUCUAAGGCUAGAAAUGAUAACAGCCACCAUAAAACUGGUCCAAGACAUGACCAUUCAACAGUUCAUGGCAUUGGAAAAUGCUCGGCGUGAUGCCAUUUGGAGACUGCUGAAUGAAGAUGCUGACCGUUUGCUGAUGGAAAUGGACGUGAACACACAGCGCAGACUCCGUGAGGAACUGAAGAUCUGUACACAGAAGUUUGUCCAGCUAUCCUCACAGGCCCUGGAGAUAGAGGCCCAGAGGAACAAGACACCUCAGCAGCUGUUCCUGGAACAAGCAGAAAAGAUCAACCAUAAUCUGGACAAGUGUCGCAGUGAACUGACAGUCAAGCUACAGAACCCCCUGCCCAGGGACAGAGACAAGCUACAGAGAGCCGUCAUACAACACGAGGCUUUCGAGAGAAACUUGAAAUCAUAUGAUGUGGAUGUGGAGGAACUGAAGAGGACUUAUGCCACUAUUACACUGAGAGGUCCCCAGUCAGAGUCCAAGCUGAACCUGGUGGUGGACAAGUGGAACAAAAUCCUCGCAAUUUCACAUGUCUAUGUACAGAGAUUGAAGUCUGUGGAGAUCCUGCUGGUGGAUUUUGAUGGCUUGAGACAGCUGGUGGGUGACUACGAGAUCACUCUGGCCUCCCAAAACACAAUGACCUCAGACCUGGACGAACUGAGAAAUCUGAGAGAAGAACUGAAUGAGUUGCAGACAUCUCUGCAGCAGCAGCAGCCUAAGAUUGACACCAUGAAGAACAAGAUGGUGGAGCUGAAGGACCAGGUGGAGCGUAACAGGCCAGGGGUGGGGCGACACCCCGAUGUGGAGGCCAUGGAAAGAGAGGUCACAGGGCUGAACUCACGCUGGGAGAAUAUCUGUAUUCAGGUCGUUGAGAGAUUGCGCAGCAUUGAGGCCUCCAUGGAGCUUCUGUCUCUGUACCAGACUGGGCUGAAGGGAGAACAGGCCUGGGUGCAGCAGAUGCAGCAUCGAAUUGACAGUCAACCAGCCCUAACUAAUGACGUCAAUCAAGUCAAGUCACUAGUGGAACCUACUAUGGAAAUUUACAAUUCACUUGGAGAGAGGAAACACAAGAUUGAGACUGUAAACAAAUAUGGAGGCCAGUACAUCCGUGAAGCCAAGAUUUACGACCGCAAAUUGCGCCAGUACCAGCAGAGUCUAGAGGACAUUGAUGCAGGUCUGGUUCAGAGCCUGUGUAACAGAACUCGUCUGGGAGGUGGAGCUGAACGUGUCAAAACUGAGCUAGAUCACCUUAACAAACACUUCAUGGACAUGGUGGCCUGGACAAAUGCUCGACUCAAAGACAUCACUUCCAUUCUAUCAGAGGCCAAUAUAGAUAUCAAAUUCCAAAUGGUGAUAGAUGAACAGAUACCCUUACUUCGUACAUUCCGAGCAGAACUAGCAAAACGUUCCUCCAUGCUGGCUGAUGAAGAUAUGCAGGAAUUCUUCCAGCAUAUGUCUGACUUUGAGGCCUUUGGCACUCUCCAGGCACCUCACGUGGGUGGUCGACCCAAGCCUUAUAUCAGUGAGGCACGCAUCACAACAAUACAACAUGAUCCACAGCAAGUUAGUCGCACUGUCAAAGUGACCAAGCGAGAACAGGAGAGCAGGCCGACAGAGUUGCCUCCUUCUAAGAAACCUGCCAGUCUGACCAGCAUCACAGUGCAGAGUAAGCAGAAGAGCUCAGUCAAGCGAGUGCAGACUUUGGUGAGGGCAAAGCAGAACACUGUUUACCCCAAGGGUCAGAUUCUGCAUGUCUCUACCAUCCUAAACACAAGAUCUGGGACCAAGCUGACCUUAAGAGAGGCCGUAGAACAAGAAGUUUUUGACCUGAAGUCAGGCCAGUUUGUCGACUUAAAAUCCAGGACGAAAAUGAGCAUUUUAGAAGCUUCAAGAAAAGGCUAUGUGAGCCCUUCGUUGGUCGAACAACUUACUAGACCAUCAGGAAUCAGGGAUCCGAAGACAAUGAGAGACUGCAGUCUUCUUGAGGCUAUGCAGAAGAAUCUAUACAAUCCAAUAGACAAUGUUGUGAAGGAGCCUACAACUGGUCAGUUUGUUAACAUAGACGAAGCCAUGACUCGUAAACUGAUCUCCAAACACUUGGGUGCCAAUUUGUUGGAGAAGGAGGUGACCAUUUCCACGGUGACCCAGUCUCAGGCUGUGUUUGGUGAUGUGGAUUUCUCUGCUGCCGAAACUGCUCUGUGUUUGUCUGAUGCAGUGAAGAAAGGUCUCUAUCACAGUGCAACUGGAAGUAUUGUAGACCCAGUAUCUCAUGAUUCCAUGUCUCUGUUGGAGGCCAUUGAGAAGGGUUACAUAAAAACAACUCUUAAAGAGGUGGUGGACCCAACGUCCAAAAGGAAGGUAACAGUGACGGAAGCAGUCAGCAAAGGACUAUUGGACCUUCAAACAGGUACUUUCAUGAACAAGAGUACUGGGAGAAAAAUGUUGCUUCACAAAGCUUUGGAAGAUGGUCAUUUAGUGCGACCCCUGACACUAACUGAGAUACUGGAUUCGGGUGCAAUGAACGAUAGCGGCACCAUUUUAGACGUAACUUCAGGAAGAAGUAUGAGCUUGCUUGAAGCCAUUCGUGAAGGUAUUUUGGACACAGAAACAAAAUGCAUCAUAGACCAAGACUCAAAUGACCUGAUAUCGCUUGAUCAUGCACGAAAGACAGGACUGAUUGAUGCCACUGGGCAGUUUGUGACUAAAAGUGGUAGGUCCAUGUCAAUUUUGAAUGCUCUGGAAGGUGGUGACCUUAAACUGGUUAGAGAGGAUGUUGUUUUUGCCAGACGUGGCAUCAAGGACACAAAGACAGGUGAUCAGAUCAGUGUAAUGGAAGCGAUUAACAAAGGAAUCAUUCUAGAGUCAGGCCAAUAUAUUGACAAAAGAACUGGUAGAAAACUGUCUUUAAGAGAGGCAUCUAAGUAUGGAUACAUAGAGAGUGACCUGGUUGAUUUGCUGCUAAGGGAUACUUCAGGAUUGCAAGAUUCUGCUGGGAGAAAGCGAUCCUUGCUGAGUGCCAUCUUACUAAAACAGAUCGAUGCAGAGAAAGGGGAAAUAACUGAUGGGAAAUCUGGGAGAAAAAUGACCAUACAGCAAGCAGCUGCUGAAAGUAUCAUUCCAGCGGAGGAAGCUCAUUCCAUCCUCAGCAUCAUCAGUGCUGUAGUCACCUCCACCACUGUUACAACAAGAGUGGAAAGUUCAAUCUUAACCUCUUCUGUAACAGCAAUCACUGUGUCAGAUGCCAUCAGCAGGGGUUAUCUCAUAGAGAGCACUGGCAUAUUCACCAACCCUAACUCAGGAGAGACCAUGACAGUUGAUGAAGCCAUUAGAAGGGGAUUCCUAAGACUGACAUCAGAAUGGCCUGCACAAUCUUUGGACACACCAGAUUCACCAGGACUUCAAGCAGCUGCAGAACUCUGGAUGAAAGGUGUUACAGAGAAACAUCAGAGAAAGACUUCAACAGGGGCAACAGUUGAAUCCAGCUAUCUUACCAAGUCCGGUGGAAAUAGUUUUACCUUGACACAGACGACCCUCUCCCAGCCGGGUGUUCAGACUGUGAUAUCUGAACAGAGACACAUGACAAUUAAAUCUGUCAAAGAUCCAAGAACUUUGAAAUCGAUUCCCGUCAGUGAAGCUGUAGAGAAAGCUUAUUUAGACUUGGGCAAAGGAAUAUUCCACAGCCCCGUGAGUGGUGAAAGUAUGUCCAUAAAUUCAGCCAUUGAAAAGGGUUGGAUUAUUGCAGAGCAUUCCAGGAACGCAGAUGUAAAGAGUGGAACAUCUCCGAUUAAAGAAACUAGAGCCUUCACCAUUGUUGCAGCCAUUCAUCCAAGAACUAAGCAAAGGGUUGGUGUUAGUGAUGCUGUGAGGCAAGGCAUUAUAGAUCAAGUCAAUGGACAGUAUGUUGGGUUGGACAGGCGCAUUCCUAUUAGUGAAGCGAUAAAGCAAGGUUUGGUGAUUGCAGAAGAUGUCACCACUGCUCAAGGUGAUGCAGGCUUUGGAGACAGUAAUGUGAGAGAAACCAGAACGUAUAACCUGAAAACAGUGCUUCAUCCUGUAACAGGCAUGAGAAUGAACGUUCCUGAUGCCAUUUCUGCAGGCAUCCUUGACGAGAGUAAGGGCUUAUACAUAAAUCCUGUCACUGGAGACACCAUGUUGAUCACAGAUGCUAUUGACCAAGGCCUGAUUGAUGGAGAAUUGUUAUCUGUGACGCAGUCUGCUGAUGACAGCAGCAGAGUCAUCACCACCAAGAACAUUACUCUGUCAGUCACCUCGGUUAUAGACCCUAGAACUGGAAAGACUAUAAGUGUAACUGAAGCCAUGGAGGCUGGUAUAAUUGACCAACUGCGAGGACUGUACACAAACAUUGUUACUGGACAAACUAUGUCCAUCAAUGAGGCCAUAGAACGUCGACUGGUCUUCACAGAAACUACAGAAGAUGGAGAUGGUGAUAGAUCCUCAGUGUCAAGCAUUCACAUCACAGAUGAAAUGGAGCAGACUGAGGCCACUCUUGUGGAAGAGGUGAUGUCUGAAACCAUGACCUUCAGUGUAAACAGUGUCAUUGACCCAGCAACAAUGCAACUGGUCUCCUAUGAUGAAGCCGUUGAGAGACGAAUUCUUGACCUCAAGAAAGGACUAUACAUCAACCAAAUGACAGGUGAAAGCAUGCCCAUAAACAUUGCUUUGAACAAGGGCUUAAUUCAUGGUGAAAUGACAUCCAAAACUAGGGAGGAAGAAAUCAUGAGAAGUGAAUUUGUUGCUGGAUCCCCUGCAGCUAUUCUUCAGAAUGUGACCUCUGUUAAGGACACGCUUACUGGCAAGGAGAUGUCUGUUCAGGAAGCUAUAAAAGAAGGCAUUAUUGACAUGGACAAAGGCAAAUACUAUGACAAAAGAGCAAGAGUCUCUGUUACAUUUGAUGAUGCAAUUGAUCGCAAUUAUUUUACCUUGUCUAAAAUGACAGAUGAAGCCACAAUAGCAGAGCAGGCAUUGAGAGCCCAGCAGCCAAUUGUUAAAAAGACCAUUGACUCUGUUGUUUCUUCUUCAGUUGAUAUGAGGGCAGAAAAGCCCACAGAAGGCAGACCAAGCCCAGCUCGUUCUAUUAGCUUUCAAUCCCCAGCUGUUGAAACUCUGAACUACAACACCAGUGUUGAAUCUUCCACCCAGCAAACUCAGGAAAUGAGUAACUUAACCAGACCCAUUCCACAACAGGCUGCCCUUCGCCAAAUUACAAUGGAGUCAACUCGAAACUUUGCAACGGUACCAGGAUCUUCUGAUGUAUUUACCUCAGUAACUGAUGAUGAACCCAAUCAGAUCACAGCGAAUGAAGUCUUCACUCGUCAAGCACCACCAAUGUCCUUUGAGUCAGCUGUGAGACUUGGUCUGUUUGAUCUCAAAUCUGGAACAUUCAGACACCCUGUUACACGAGAAGUUAUCACUCUCAGCGCUGCUAUUGCUCAGGGUUUAAUUGAUCCAAAUUUACCUGCUUUACGCAACAUGACUAAUGGCAGAUCUUUAAAUCUCACCCAAGCGGUGUCAAAUGGCAUGAUAAACCUGAACACCGGCAUCGUUGAUACUGAUACAAUUCAAGCUAGGGGAAUUCACCUUGAACCAGUUUUUCGUACAGAGGGCACUGUUCAUUCGACCAAUCUUCAGGAUGCUUUGGAGUCGGGCCUCGUUGACCCCAGCACAGGACUAUUCACAGAUCCUCAGUCAGGCAGUACAGUGACAAUAUCUGAGGCAAUUAACCAAGGUCUCAUAUGUGGCAAAUCCACUACCAUCGAAGACAGAAGAUCUGGGAGUAAAUACACACUUGGAGCUGCUGUUAAACUUGGUGUCAUUGAUGGUGUGGCUGGUUGUAUUGUUGAUUCACAAUCUGGCAAGAAGCAAUCCCUCCAAGACUGUCUGGACUGUGGUAUUAUAACAUCCACAUAUGAUGCUGCAUCUGGAAGACUCUUUGAUCCCUCUACAAAAGAGGACAUUCCUUUAGAGAGAGCCAUUAGAGAAGGCCGAAUUGCGAGUGAUGAUGCCAAAAUUUGGGACACACAGGCUGAUGAAAUGAUUUCCCUUGAUACUGCUGUGAGACGAGGUAUUGUUAACAGAACCACUGGUGAAGUGACGGACAAAAAGGCUGGACGUAAACUAUUGGCUAAAGAUGCAGCAAAAGUGGGAUUACUGGCAAUUGUUGGAGCCCCUGUUAUGGCAGGCAAGGCCAUUUAUGACAGCAUUACCGGAAGCAGAUUGAAGGAAGAAGUGAACUGGGCUACUGUGAAACAAGAAAGUGAAGUUAUCCGGGCACCAACACAACCAUCAUCAUCAAGAGAAUCUGUCAUAACUUCUCAGACGAGAGAGACACGGGUAAAUGGCUUCAGUGGGCCAGGUGAUGAGGUGGUCUUCAGUGGCCCAGGUGAUGAAAAGCCACCAUCGAAGCCCCUGACAACAAUUAUCUAUGCUAAACCAGGAGAUGACAUUAGAGUUUCACAGCCUUCAAGUGUUCUUGUUGCAGAAGAGGAAACUGUCAUAACCAAGCCAGAGCCACGCAUUAGCGUAGAAACAAUAAGGGUAAGUGGAGAUAGAUUUCCUGGUGAUGGCCACCCAAGGGAAGCACUGCACUCUUUUCUCUCACAGACCACCACUCACCGCACAGAUCCCUUGCACCAUCUCUCUACCCCUAGAAAACCCCAGGUGUCGGAAGUUGUAAAGAAUGUUGUCAUUGACUUUUCCACUGGUUAUGUUACUGAUCUGAAAACCGGACAGCAGAUGACUGUUGUUGAUGCUGUAAGGCGUGGUUUGAUUGAUUUGCAGACGGCUGAGCUCAUUUCGCAUCGCCUAGAUGCAGAUGCAGGGAAACCAAUCACUUUAUCUUCUUUAAACAAGAACAUCAGUAUUGACUGGAAGAAAGGAGAAGUAGUUGAUCUUGACUCAGGAACCAGAAUGACAGUUGUGCAAGCAGUACAAAAGGGCAUAUUGGAUUCCGAGACUGUAGAAAAGUUGGCGAGGCAGUACCGACCAGAUUCUGCCCCUUCUGAGGUCACUUUGAACUGGACAACUGGAGAUAUAUUAGACACCAAAACAGGGAAAAAGCUAACCGCAACAGAGGCAUUUUACCGAGGCAUGGUGGAUUUAAAAGUUGCUCAGACAUUUGCAGCUAUACGGGGUGAAACUCUGGCAGAUGACAUCAUAAAGAAGACACUUGAGAGCAAAACAGAUUUUACAGUGGUGAAGAAGGAAACGACUACACCUGGUUACACCGUCCGACGAACAGAUGGACUUGAUGAUGUCACAAGAUCUGGUACUGGUUCUUACUUGGCGGAGACAGUCACAACUACACACACAACAAAGAGCGGACCACAGAGAACGCCUACUCUGAACUCUGCCAUUGUUGAGGGUGUUAUCACCCUGCAGAACGGUCGUCUAACCCACACACCAACAGGAAGCGUCAUCUCUCUGAGGGAAGCGAUCAGCAGAGGAAUCAUUGAACCUGAUCGGUCCAGAAUCAUUGACCCCAAAACAGGUAGACUGAUGUCAAUAACUAAAGCCAUGGACAAGAAAAUCUUAGAUCCAAUAUCAGGUGAGCUUGUUCAUCUGGGAACUGGCGAAAAAAUUCCUCUUAGUGAAGCACUGAUAGAAGGCUUGAUUCCUAAUGUGUUCUCUGAUGAAGAAGAUAUCUUGCAGAGUGAUUUAGUGAGAGAACAUGAAGUAAGACAGAGAAUGGAUCGGUUGAGGAGAAGACUGUCACCAGAAUUCAAGAGGAAAAAUAUCUCUGCACGAUCACCAGAAGAGUUUGAAAGAAAUGUGAGAGAACUGUCCUACAAAGAGGCCCUAGAUAGAGAUCUGAUCAAUGAAUCCAGCUCAACGUUCAUUCAUCCCGUAACUAAUGAGGUCAUGUCUGUACGAGCAGCUGUUAAAUUUGGUCACAUAACUCAAACAGAUGUACCAGUGUCUGCUAUUUCUGUGCGUACAUCAAGGGAGAAUUUAUUUGACCAUGCAUCAACAGAUCUAAGCCCGAGAAGUUCAGCAGACCGAUCUGUGUCUGACAGAUCACCAUUGUCGUCAUCCACACCGUACAGUGACUCCAAGUAUGUCUCUCAACAAACCACCGAAAUCAUUACUGAAUCUCAGCAGUCCACAGUGCAGCGGCGACGAGGAGUAAAGGGAGACACUAGUGCAAAGAGGCUCUCCUUCAGAGAAGCAAUAGAUCAAGGUCUUCUAGAUCUCAAGGUCAAUCAGUACACCGAUCCCACAAGUGGCUCCAGGGUGGCAAUUUUAGAUGCCAUCAGAGAUCAACUUCUUGAUCCCACAGCAGAGUAUGCCCCACAAGAAGGUAAAAAACUAACCCUGCUAGCAGCCAUUGAUGCAGGUAUAUUUGAUGAGGAAACUGGUCAGUUUACAGACCCCUCAACAGGGAGGAGAAUGUCAUUACCUGAGGCUAUUCGUGAGGGGUUUAUAGAUGGAGCGACUUCAAUGUAUGAUGUGACAGCCAGCCGGAUGUUCACUCUUCAGCAAGGUAUCCAAGAAAGAAAAAUAGACCCUUCCAGCGGGAGGAUUUUUGACCCUAACACAAACCGCUCACUUAAAUUGAAAGAUGCAGCAAAGAUGGGACUUUUGGCUGUUGUGGGAGCACCUGUAUUUGCAGGAAUGGCUCUAAAGGAAAAACUUCAAAAGGCAAUGUCUGUGAGGGCGACAAAUGUAAAGCUUGUUGAACCAGACAUCUUGGAGAUCACUGAAACAGAAGAGAUGGCUUCUGAAGGCACGCCUAUACAGAAAGUGAUGACAGUCAGCGAGGCAAUAUCAAGCGGCUACCUCAAUGCCUCCACUGGAAUAUUUACUGAUCCCACAACAGGCCGGACACACUCACUGAAAAAUGCUUUUCAAGAAGGACUCUUACACCCACAGUCUAUGAAGGUAACAGAUCCACAUUCAGGUCAAGUUUACAGCAUCGGGGAAGCUGUUGGCAUAGGUGUUCUUGACAGUACAGGACAUCUAACCGAUCUCAGAACAGCUGUACCUUUAAAAUUUGAACAGUUAAUUAGUGAUGGCAUUGUUACCGAAGCUGGUCUCGACAAAGGUUCAAACGAAAAGGUUGUGAAGAAAACAGUACAAAAAAUAACAGUUGAUGCUGUUACAGAACCUAACACUAACCGACGUCUAGAUUUGGACAGUGCCAUUAGAAAAGGAGUUGUAAACAUUUCUGAUGGAACAUAUUGUGACCCCAAAACAGGAGAGACGGUCUCAGUUAUUGAAGCCUAUACUCUCGGACUGAUCGAAGGGAAAGUGGUGGACAGUUUUGCAUCAAAGCACAUUGAAACUGUCAAAGGACUUAAAGCUGAAUUGACUGUGGCUGACAAAAGGAGCAUCAAGGUAUUACAUGUUGUUGAUCCAGUAAGUGGUGCUAGGCUGUCUCUAGAAGAAGCUGUCCGUCAAGGAAUUAUACUUGAAGAUCGAGAUCUGUUUGUGAAUCCACAAACGGGGGAGUUCAUGCCAAUUCAACGAGCCAUAGAAAGAGGCUGGGUAGUUGCUGUUGAGGUUGAUAAUCAGCAGCAAUCAAACCAGUCAUACCACAAAGCCAGCGAAGACCUAGUAAGCCACACCAGAACACUUAGUAUCCAGUUUGUAAAAGACCCAAGCACUGGAAAAGACAUCCCUUUGUUUGAGGCAGCAGAACGGGGCAUUUUAGACAUUCAGCGAGGCAUUGUCAGAAACUUGCGCACAGGUGAAGAAAUUCCGUUGAGUGAAGCUGUCAAAGGAGGACUUGUUCAUGGCACAUCUGCAAAGCCAAUUGAACCGGUGAGAAUUGUCCAUGCAAGGCAGAAACAAGCUUUCAUUCUGCAGUCUGCCUAUGAUCCAUCUACCAGAGAGUUUAUCCACAUAGAUGAAGCCAUGGCACGAGGGAUUAUUGAUGAAGCAUCUGGGCGUUACACCAUGCGUGAUGGAAAUACCAUUAGCAUAAGCCAGGCAUUAAAAGAUGGACUUGUAAAAGCAGUUCAAGGCAGUGUUGAUGAGGCUGAGCAUGAAACCACAGUUAUUCAUGAAAAGAAAACCUUCUGCAUCGAAUCUGUGCAAGAUCCUGUGACAGGAAAUAAAUUGCCGGUAUCGGAGGCCAUUGACAUGGGAUUACUAAACCUACAGGAGGGCAUUUACAUAGACAAGUCAUCAGACAGACCAAUACCAAUCCCUGAUGCAAUAGAACAAGGCUUCAUUACAGCUGACAAACCACAGUCGGACAUUAGAUUGAGGGUGGGUGGAAGCAGCAGUUCAUUGGACCAAGGUUCUCGAACAUUUAACAUAAAGUUCGUGAAAGACCCAAGAACUGGAGAAUUGGUGUCCGUUUCAUCUGCUAUCCAGAGAAACCUCUUGGAUCAGGGACUAUGCAGUUUCACUCAUCCACUUUCCAGAGAAGUCUUGACAAUCCCUCAGGCUGUCCAACAGGGAUUUGUUAUUGUUGAACAAACUCGAAUGGCUGGUCCAGUUGUCACUGAAGUUAUGCAUGAAACAAUGUCUAUCAAGUCCAUCAUUGACAAUAGGAGUGGAGAAGAGAUGUCUAUAGGAGAAGCUGCAAGACGUGGACUGUUUGACGUGACAUCUGGGAAAGUUAUUGAUCCCAGAACAGGCAACAAAUUGGCCCUUCAAGAAGCUGUCGACCAAGGCCUUGCUACGGCGAAAGUAGCUCCAACAACACUAAGUGCUUUUGACUCUACUGUGGUUAUUGACGGCAUAAAAGUGGAAGGUGUACGGGAUCCAAUGACCGGCAGAGAACUCCCUGUACAGGAGGCAGUAAGGAAAGGCAUAUUAGAUGUUAAUACUGGGAUGUACAGUGAUGCUCACAGUGGCAUGUCAUUCAGUCUAACUGAUGCCUUGAAGCAAAACCUCAUCAUUGGAUUUAGGGCAGCAGCAGAGGAUACAUCCGUUGUUAAAUCAAAAGAUGUCAGUGUACGGACUGUCCUAGACACAAAAUCCAAUGUGGAACUUGGCCUGCAUGAAGCCAUCUCACGUGGAAUUCUGUCAAGUGACAAGAAAACAUUUCUGGAUACUGCCACAGGAAGACAAAUGCCAACAGAAGAGGCAAUGAAGGAAGGCCUUGUGGCUGGGUCUGUUGAAACCGUUACCAAAACUCAAACAAAGCGACAUGUUCAGACACCUGGUGGAACAGUGACAAUUUCCAAUGUUGUGGACACAAAACAAGGGACACUGAUUGGGGUAGAUGAUGCCAUGAGGAUGGGCAUCAUUGAUGCAGCAGGCCAAUUCCAUGACACCAGAACAGGAAAAGCAAUGGACCUUGCCGAGGCUGUGAGAAGACAGCUUGUUGUGACAGAUAACAAACCAACCAGACCGUCCGAUGAUAUGCUGUCUUCUCUGCCACUAGGUUUCCUGCAGGCUCUCCAACAAGGUCACAUCGACCCUUCCUCAGGAAUUUUCUCUCAUCCUCACAUGCCAGGGAGUAAGACAGUUGACCAAAUGAUAAUAGAUGGCAUUCUGACAGGUGAUGAUGGCCAGCCAUUUUCAUCAUCUCCACAUCUCAGACCAAAUAACAGAAGUAUGAGCUUUGCAGAUGCCUUCACAAGCGGUAUGAUUAAUCCAAGAACUGGCAAAUUUUGGGACUCCAUGUCAGGAAGCUGGCUGACAGUUAGUCAGGCUAUGCACGAAGGGAGCUUAUCACCAUUUGCAUAUCCAAGGGAACGCAUACCUGAGUCUGUAAUUAUGGUGAAGGGAGAGGCCCAAUCUCCAGUCACUAUGAAUGGAGAAGGUGUAUCAUUCCAAGAGGCCUUGAAAAGGGAUUUGAUUGACCUGGCGACCAAAGAAUUCAAGGACACUAAAAAUGGACAAAACAUUCCUUUUGAUGAAGCUGUUAGUAAAGGGCUAUUGAUAGAAACACCACCAACUGAAUCUGUGUCAUUGGCAGAGGCAGCUGUGAAAGAAAUGUUCGAUUCCAGUGGACAGUUUGUACACCCACAGUCUGGGACAACCAUGUCAGUGGAUGAAGCUGUUAUUUGCGGCUUCAUUACUGUGACGCCUGAGAAAAAAGACUCGAAACAACAUGAGACAAAACCAGAUGCUCUAUCAUUCCAGGAGGCCAUUCGAAAAGGACACCUUGAUCUUGGUUCUGGACAGUUCAUAAUGCCAGGUGAGGAGUCAUCACCAUUAUCUGUGGAAGAAGCUGUUAGCCAGGGUCUACUUCAACCCAAACUCACUGAAACUGAGACAGAGGAACCUAUUACCUCGUCAAAAGACAAGAAGAAAAAGACUGAUCAUAUUGUUACGGUUCAGGAAGGCUCUCCACUGAAGCCAAAAGAUGACAUGGUGGUGAAGAAUGGUCAAGUGGUUUCUAAAACUUCCACAGAGGUACGUGUAACUGCAAGCUCUGCCACUUAUGUAACUAAGCCAGGUUUUACUAUUGAUUCCACUGGCAAAGUUGUUAACUCAGCAACAGGUCAGCAAAUGUCUGUCGAGGAAGCACUUGCUAAAGGUGUCCUGGAGACGGAAGCUGAAGAUGUUAGUGGCACUGUGCAGGUAGUUGGGAAGGCUAUCCCACCUGAACUGGAUGAGCAGGACAUUACCUUUAAGGGUCCCACUUGUGAACAUUCAGAAUCAGAUAUAAGUGAAAACAGGGACUCAGACAAACAGACAAUAGCGAUUACGCAAAAUCCAGGCAGUUCCUGCCCAGAUGUUGCAAAACAGGCUGGAAUGUCCCUGCAAGCUGCUAUCAACAGUGGAUAUUAUGAUUCGCAGGAAAAACAGUUCAUUGACCCUCUCACUAAAAACAAGUUCUCACUAGGAGCAGCAAUUAGACAUGGAGUUAUUGUGCCAUCUCUGACAGAUGUUCAUCUCUCAGACUGCGAGGUUAUGAACUUAACAGAGGCUAUUGAUAAAGGCAUUGUGGAUACAAAGACAUGUACCAUUACAUGUUCUGGAAGUAUAGGCAAUAUAUCUUUGGAGGAAGCUUUAGGAAAGAAACUCCUUUCUGGGUCAGUUGUUCCAAGGACUUUGGCUGAUCUUGCUAAGAGUGGAUGUAUUUUAUCAAAAGAGAAUUUAAUCAUAAACCAGAAGACAGGUGCAAAGCUAAGUUUAGAGAAAGCGCUGAAAGCAAAAGUUUUAGACCCAAAGAGCUUAAAGAUAACUGACUCUCUGGCUCGCAAGGUGGUAGGAUUUUCAAAUGCUGUGGUAGAAGGCAUUGUAGAUGUUUCUACUGGAGAAGUAAGGGAUACAGCCAGUGGUGAAAUGUAUGGUUUAGCUGAUGCUAUGAAGAAAGGGCUUGUUGUCACCGUUCCAGUGCACAGCCAGAUGUCGACUUUUAUGGAAAAGUUGAUAAUUGGGUUUUGGGAACCCUCGUCAAGCACAAUCAGCCAUCCAAAUUCCGGCCUCAGUUUAACCCUGGCACAGGCUGUGGAUACAGGGCUGAUAUGUCCAGAGUUUCUGCUGUUCAAAACAGACAAAGGAUAUGAGUCGCUAUAUGAGGCAUGUAAAUCAAAACGAGUAAGCAUGAAAACAGGCAACGUUGAGGAUUUCGUAGGAAAUAAGAUCGUUUCUCUGAAGGAAGCAGUACUGACUGGAUUAGUGAAAGUGGAAUGCACUUGCAAAGAAAAUGAAAAAGACUCAGGCUUGGUGAAAAUUAACCAGCAGAUUGGUGAUGGGCUGACUAAACUGAUAGCUCUUAAAGAAGUGACUUUGAACACCAGAAUUUUAGAUCGCAAGGCCAACAAACACUUUUCUGUGCAGGCAUCUUUAAAACAAGGUAUUUUUGAUUGUAAGCAGGGGAUUGUAAAGGACACUGUGUCAGGGAAAUGGAUCUCUUGGGUUGAAGCUAAGCAGUGUGGAUUUGUCACAGAACUUUCAAGCACCACUGUGUCAUUAAAGUUUGCUGUUGAGUCAGGAAUGUUUGACCAGAAAUGCAAAGCUUUCCAAGAUACAGACACUGGUAAACUGUUGUCUCUUGAAGACAUGGUGAAUAAAGGUUACCUGAGUUUGCGGAAUAGUGUUAUCCUGGACACGAAAAAAAAGGAAUACCUCUCUGUGAAAGAGGCUAUUCAAAAAGGUGUGAUUGAUCCAAACACCUGUGAGGUGCUGAAUACUAAGUCACUUCAAAAACUACCUUUGAAUGAAGCUGUGAAGAAAUCACUUAUUCUUGACACAACCUCGAAAACAUUGAGAAAGGUUAAUGAGGACAAACUGAACAGUGUCAAUGGAGAUAAACCAGGCAGUUCUGAAGCAGAAACUCAAAAUCCAUUCCCCCUCUCCCUUUAUCAAGCCGUUAAUGAAGGAUAUGUUCAGUUGAGGACUGGACAUAUUAUUCUGGAUCGUGACAAGGAAUUGACUUUACAGGCAGCACUUGAUGAAGGCCUAAUUACAGAUAAAAGUAGUUUAAUCAGGGAUACAAAGACCGAAAAUGUACAUACUCUGCCAGAUUCUAUUGCACUUGGAAUUUUGGAUGCAGAAAUGGGAACGGUUUUGGAUACAGCAUCCGGCACUGUUUUAACAUUGAGUGGGGGUGUAAAGAAAGGCAUUAUUUUAAACCCGGCAAAACCAAAGCUAUCAAUUUUAGCCACACAAAAUCUUAAUUUGUUAACAGAAGACGGCAAGAUGAAAUUGCCUUUGUCGGGCAAUGCUGUGUCCCUGUCAGAUGCAGUUAAAGCUAACGUGCUGGAUGAACAGUCAAAAAUAAUCAGUCCCAAAGAUGGUCUUCCUAUUUCUCUUUUGGCUGCAUUUCAGCAGAAAUUAUUAGAUCCAGUUACAGGUGCGCUACAUACAUCUGAUGACAGAGGCCUUAACAUUCAAAAUUGUAGUGUUCCAUCAGGUGAUGCAAUUUCCCUGAAAGAGGCAGUAAGUAAGAACCUUUUAAAUCCAGUUACGGGGAAAUUUUUUGAUGAUCUAUCAAAGAAAGAGCUUAAUCUCCAGCAAGCACUCACACGUGGCUUAAUUGACCCUGAAUCUCUGGUACUUAACCCAGCAACUGGGGACAAGGUCACCAUUUCAAAGGCUUUAUCAUGGGGUAUGGUCAACCCUGAAUCUGGAGACGUCAUUAAUGUGUGGCGCUCCAAGAAAAUAAGAAACCUGCGUGAUAUUAUACCAGACAUCGACAUUCCCGUCCCUGUACCUUUGGAUGAGGCAUUAACUAAAGGGUUGUAUAACCCUGUGAAAAAUGUUGCCAUUCAUCCACAAACAGGAGAGGAAAUUUCACUGGACAAAGCAGUAGAGAAAGGAAUCAUUGAAUCGGCUUCACUGGUAAAGGACCCAUUAUCUGGUGAGCUUAUGACCUUAAAAGAAGCUUCAGGCUCAGGUGUUUUAAACCUUAAACAGGGGAAAAUGAAAGAUAUGUCUGGUAAUCAAUUGUCUCUCAGUUUUGCAUUACAAAAAGGGCUAAUUGUGAAGACAAAAGCCCCUUUAAAACUCUCUCUGGCAGAGAUUAUGGAUGAAGGACUUUAUGACGAGAAUUCUAGCUUGUUCAUAGACCCAGAAUCCAAGAAGGAAUUAUGUUUGGGUGAAGCCAUCAAAACAGGACUGUUGGAUGUAGGAGCUAUCAAAGUCAGAGAUGCGGAAACAAAAUCUGUAUUUGACUUUGAAAGUGCUGUUGACCAUGGGUUGAUCAGUUCCCAAGAUGGUUCAUGCCUUUUGUCUCCUGAAAAAUCUAUAAGUUUCAUGGAUGCUCUGGACACGGGCAUUGUGAUUGACACCAAAUCUCAGCCUGGCUUAAGUCUGCAUGAAGCCAUUGAAGAGGGGCUGUUUGAUAGAGAAACUUGCCAAAUCAGGGACCCAUCAUUUGACAUCACAAUGUCUUUACAGUGUGCCAUAGAUUCUGGUUUCAUUGACAGGGACACUGUUCAUGUUCGUGACCCUUUAAGCUGUACGACAAUGACAGUGGAUGGAGCUGUCCAGUUGGGCAUUGUUGAUAACAUUAAAGGAACGUACAAAAACCCUAAGACAGGUCAAGUAUUGACUGUCGCUGAGGCUGUUGAAAAAGGUCUUAUUAUUUCACAACACAGUGGCACACUUUAUGAUCUUGUUGAGUGUAUACAACAGGGUAUUGUACACCCAAAGACAGGCAAUUUUGUUAAUCCCAAAACAGGAGCCUCUGUCUCUUUAGGCCAGGCUAUACAGGACAAACUGGUCAAUGCUGAUAGUGCCAAAAUCCUGGACACUGCUUCAGGUGAACUCAUGACACUACACAAGGCCCUUGAACAUGAUCUGGUAUACCCAGAGACUGGGUUGGUAAUGGAUUCAGAGCAUGAAGAACUGUUGCCUCUGCAAAAGGCUUUAGACUGUGGUAUUUUGAGGCAGUGUACAACAUGCCCUGCUAUGACAUUACCAAUGGCAGCUUCAGAAGGUUUGCUUGAUUCAGAAACUGGACUUAUGUUUGAUCAAGUGUCGAAAAGAAAUCUGUUCCUACAAGAAGCUUUGGAUGCAGGAGCUAUUGACACUGAACAUACCCUUGUCAAAGAUCCUCUUUCAGGGUCAAUUUACACUCUGGAAACAGCUAUAGAAUGUGGUAUAUAUAAUGUGCAGGAAAAUACAUUGAAACUUUCGGGUGACUCCACUUUGACCUUGAAGGAGGCACUGGAUAAGGAUGUACUGAUUCAUUUCCCAGAAAAGGGUUUUACUCUUGCCAAUGCUAUCAGACUUGGGGUUGUAAACACUAAGCUUGCUACUGUCAAAGAUCCUUACAGCGGUAGACCUCUAAGCAUCACCGAAGCAACAGCUGUGGGUGUCAUCGACCCAGAUCGGUCCAAAAUCAUAGAUCCAGACACUAAAACACCAAUUUCUCUGAAAGAAGCUAUAGCUCAUGGAUUGUUCGAAGACAGUGACAAUGAACAAGAUAGUUCGACUGGCUCACGUCGAAAAUCUUUUGGUGAAUCAGAUAGUUCACAGUUUGAAAACAUUCUUGUUAAAGACCCUUAUUCUGAUAACUUCAUCAGUCUGGGAAAUGCUGUUCAAACAGGUAAAUUUGACAUGAAAUCAGAAUGUGUAGUAGACCCUGCUACCAAAAACCUGGUAACAUUUAAAGAAGCUGUGCAAAAGGGACUGAUAAUUGAUGCACAAUGCCCAGAUUUAGGAUUGAAAGCUUCUGUGGAACAUGGUCUUUAUGAUGUUUCAAAACGAAGAUUUGUCCACCCAAAGUCUGGACAGAGACUCACUCUACAGGAGUCAGUAGACUCAGGACUUGUGGACUCUGCUAAAACAAGAGUCAAACACUUCAGAGAUGGCAGGUUCAUUUCUCUAGACAAAGGUAUGGAAGAUGGUAUAGUCAGCAUUGGGACUGGAUCAUUGAAAACACAGGAUCUGAUAUCAAGCAUUCCUCUUGUAAAGGCUGUAAGAGAGGGUUUUGUUAUAGAUGUAGAACAUUCCAAGUUAUCCAUUCCAGAAGCUUUCUCGUACGGAUUAAUAGACAUGGAGGGACCAAGGAUAGAGGAUCCUUUUAUGGGUGAAAAAGUUAAUUUGAAGAAGGCCAUUGAUGGAGGACUUCUCAUGUCAAGUUUAACUUUAGUGAAGGACCCAAGCAAAAUGACCAUUCAGUCUUUGUUUCGUGCAGUUGAAAGUGGCUUGUUAGAUAUAACCAAUGGAACAGUGUUCAGCAGUUCAGACAAUAUGAAGAUUGGAUUCUUGGAAGCAAUUGAAAGUGGUCUGUUUGUGGAUUCUCGAGACCUUCGUUUAAGUCUUCAAGAAACUGUACAGCUUGGGUUGUUUGACAGAAGCAGAGGCACGUUCCACGAUCCCAGAGACGAUUCUGAGUUAUUGUUACCAGAGGCCAUUGAAAAGAAAUUGGUGGAAAGUAACCAGACACUGAUAAGAAAUCCUGUUAGUGGAAGUCUUAUUCCCUUGGAUGAGGCCUUAGAGAUUGGUGUUCUUGACCCAGCAACCUGCUCGCUGAAAAAUCCAAAGACCAACAAAGUCAUUCCUUUAAAACAAGCCCUGGACAAGGGUUUUGUGGUUGAUGGACGUUCACCUCACUUAAGUUUGAAAGAUGUCCAGGAGCAAGGCUUAAUGGAUGAGGCUUCAGGAAUGAUAAUUGAUCCAAAGACCGGGUCCAAGCUGACCAUCAAGGAAGCAAUUAACAUAGGUCUUGUUAAUCCUAACCUGUCCUGCCUUCAAAUUCCAGGACGCAGGCACAAAAUUCCUCUUGAUAAAGCUAUUAAAGAAGGGAUUGUGGAUGGAUCAUCAGGCAAAGUCCAGGAUCAGAAUGGAAAAACCCUCUCUCUCUGGGAUGCUGUUGUCAGUGAUUUGGUGUUCAAUCCUAAUGUCUCUGACUAUAACCAAAAUGAACCAACAGACAAGUCUCUUGGGCAUGGUCACACAUUCAACCAGCGGAUCAAACGGCAGAGAGCAAUAGAUUCAGAAUAUUCCAGCAGUUGUCUUUCAUUAAGCAGUUCAAACAUAUCCAGUGAUUACACUUUACCAGAUGUGUUUACAUCAAGUGACGGUGAUUCAGACUCAACUAUUCCAGCUUUCGAAUUCCCCUACAAAUCCAAACAUGGCCUUAGUCUAACACAUUCGGUUGUCGGUGGUCUUUGUGAUGUGGAUAAAGGGACAAUGAUUGAUCCUAAAUCAGGCAAGUCCAUGACAAUUGCUGAGGCUCUCAAAAGCGGCAUAAUCAAGAAAGAUUCAGUCUGCUUCAGACCCAGACCAGAGGACUCAUUGUGCUUCUAUGAUGAAGCCUUUGCAUCUGGAAUGAUAGAUGAGGAGAGUGGCAGAAUGGUGGACAUAGCCAAUGGGAAGCUUAUGUCUUGGAGAGAAGCCAUGGACUCAGGUUUUAUAGCUAUCCCAGCCAACUACAAAAUAUCCUUAGAUGCUUUGAAGCAAAUCGUACAAGACAGUUAUAUGCAGUCCGAUUCUAAUCCAGAUUCUACAAAGGAUCAACAGCAAGGUGGAGAAAUUCAAUUCAGAAAGCCUGAAUUUUGUUUACAAUCAAAAAGUUUUAAGGAUGCACUUAUAAACUACUUUGACCCACACAAUGGGCAGUUGCGACAAAGGGAUUUGUUCUGCAGUAUACGGAAAGCAGUUGAAGUUGGACAUAUCAUAGCUGAUGAUGUCAUUGUGUUUGACCCGGCCUCUAAAGUAUACUUGUCUUGGAAACAAGCCUUGAAGCAAAACAUCAUCAAUGCUGAUACAGGCGUCAUGCUUAACAAGCUAACUGGGAAAGUGUGGACAUUGGCUGAAGCCCUGGAGAGUAAUCUGAUCAUAGAUCUGGCGACGGAAGGCAUAAAUCCAGCUGACCUCAUUAUACGGAAUGCUCUGAGUGAUGAUAUGCGCUUCACAGAUCCAAGAUCUGGCCAGACACUUACUCUGACAGAGGCCCUGGAAAAAGGAAUAUGUGAUGGUAACAAGUGUGAUAUAUACAUCCCAGAACUAGAUACAAUUCUGCCAAUGAAGGAUGCAAUAGACAAGGGCUAUAUAGAUGGUGUUCACGGUUUUGUCACAUUAAGGGAUCUUCGACUUCCUCUGAGAGAAGCUUUGUGUGAUGGAGUUUUGUGUCAGACUGAUGUGGAACUGAGUAAAAUUGGAAAACCUUUGACAUUUUGUUGCUCAGUGGACUUGGGAUAUUAUGACAGUGAAUCAAUUGCGAUGGUGGAUCCGGGAUCGGGGAAAAAGACACCACUGUCUGCAGCUUGGAGGCAAAACACUGUGGAUACCUCACAUACUUACAUCAAGGACUUUAACUCCAACAAAUUUGUUCCCUUUGGUCAAGCUGUGAAGUCUGGAAUCCUAAAUGUUGAGUUAGGUUGCGUGUCCCAGUCGCAGCAAAAUAAGAUUUCUCUGGGUUCGGCACUAAAGGAAGGCCUCAUUGUAUCUCUCACAUUUCCCAUGCCACUAUUUGAGGCUGUUGUUACAGGGAUCUAUCAGGAAGAUGUCAACAGUUUUAGUGACCCACGAUCACGGGAGAAUCAGACUCUUGGAGAGGCAAUGGACAAGCGUCUGUUAGAUGGGGAUGCUGUUUGUUUGAGAAGUCCAACCGGAAGGUCAAGCCCUAGGCUCUCAAGGAGAUUAACCCUAAGGGAGGCUGUGGAUAGCGGACUCGUGGAUCCCGACAACAACACUGUCAAACAUCCAUCAAAGGACAAAAAUGUUGGUUUGGCUGAGGCCGUGAGCUCAGGAAUUGUUAUGAAUUGGGCGUGUAGAGCUGUUAGUAAACCCACAGACAACUUUAGCUGUAUUCUUCAACCCUUGCUUAGUGUUGACAUGCAACCAGCAGCUUCUCUGGGUGACAAGAUGACAUCUAGAAGUGCCGAGUGCCUGGCUGUGCCACAGCAGUCUUCCUGGGAAACCAAAAGACACAGUUUACUGGACGUUUCAGACUCACAGGUUAUUGAUCCAGACACCUGUACACCAAUCACGUUGAAGAGAGCAGCCAGUCUUGGGAUGAUCGAUAUUAAGGCUGGAGAGUUUAAGCAUCCACAGUCAGAUGUAGUCAUGGCUUUGGAUGAAGCAAUAAAACAAGGUUUUGUUAUCUGUCCAACGGGUUCGUCCUUGUACACAGCCCUUAACCAUGGCCUCUAUGAUGAAAGAUCAGCUACAUUCUGGGAUCCUUCACUGAACAAGUAUGUAUCUUUGGAUGAAGCCAUUGCAAGUAACUUCAUCAAUCCCAAGUUCAAUGAAAUCCGCGACUUGACCAAUGACACCAUCAUAACACUACAGGAAGCUCUAAAGAAAGGUGUCAUCAACCCAGGAACUGGAACAUAUAAUGACAUGUUGAAAGGGAAAUGUAUGCCAUUCCGUGUGGCGUUGGCAGGAGGACUGAUCAUAGGCACAGGGUCAAAAGAAAGCUUGAGAGAUAGGAGCUCCAGUCUGCCAAGAGGAUUUGGAUCUGGCGAGGAACUGUCAAGGACAUCAAGCGCUGAGAGUCUGAAUACAUACCGAGAACAGUGGAAGAAACAAGGAUGGAGCAGUGACCAAGGAUCACAGAAUAGUGCUGAAGGUCAAAAUGGCACUGUUUUCAGCCAGAAUAUCAUGAAACAGCAACCGUUUCCAAAAGUGCAGAUAACAAUUACAGAUGAUGAGACAUCUGAAUCCAUCAGCGAUAUGGACUCAUCCAGCUCAACAUUAGGAGCAGAAUCUGAUUCUUCCCGGGAAGGAAUUGUCAUGAAGGACCUAAGCCGACUUGGUAAAACAGAUUCGAGAAAGAGUGACAGUUUACCAAAGAAAGUAGCAUUUAAGGAGGACGUUGAAAGUGUUUGCAGUGAAACUAAUAUUGUUGAUAGUGUCAGGAAUGGAACUACACGGACAAAUGGAAAGGGUGGAGAGAACAGGUUUAGUGAGAGGGUCAGAAGUGGAACACCUGAAGGACUGACAAGUUGUUUGAAAUCAAAAGGGUCUGGAUCGCCAGACAAAUCCUCGGGUGAAUCUCCAGUGAUUGACGAGGAGGCAGGUGACCAUUUCCGGGAGGUGAUCUCAGUGAAGAGAGGACCGUUAACAGUGAUCGAGGACCAGAAAACAGAGGUUCCUGGUGAUAUACCAUGGAAGGUUUUGACUGGGGAACAGUAUGACCAACUUAAUAAGGACCUGCUCGAUCAGCUGGACUGGGUCAAGGGCGUGUCCACGCGUCUGCGCAACGCAGAAGGGCUGAGUGAUGAGCCUGACAUGUUACGUGAACAAGUGAAAGACAUUGAGGGCCUUUGCUCCGAGAUAAAGGACCAUCAGAAACCUAUAGCCUCAUUAACCUAUCAGGUAGAACAACUGUUAGAACAUCAGACAGAGGAGCUGACACCUGAACAGGUGUUAGAACUACAGGACCUGGUCAUGGAUAUUCAGUCACACUAUGACAAGGCUCUGAAGGCAUCGGAUGUGAGGAGGAAGCACACAGCUACAGCAGCCGAGGAACUGAAAAAGUUUGGAGAAGAAGCCGAGAAGUUUGAGGCUUGGCUGAAAUCGGCUGAAUCAGAGCUGAAAAAACAAGCUCGCAAGAGCCAAGACCUAGAUAAUAUCAAAGCUGACUCUCAGAAACACAAAGAGUUCACUCAGGAUGUGAUAGCUCAUCAAGCUGAUGUUCGUUUCCUUAACCUUACUGUACAGAAGUUCACAGACAGUGUCAGGCUCCACAAGUUUGAAAUGGAAGCCUUCCGUAUUGGUCGCGACAAGGCUAAAAGAGCAAGCCGUCUGACGUUAGACGGGACAGAGGGUGAACACAUCAAAGCACACAUGAAAGGCCUUGUUAACAGGUUUGAGCACCUGAAGUCCAGGUGUACAGAACACAGUGACAAGCUGUUUGACAUGGCCGCCCGGCAGAAAGAGUUCACAGAGGGCACAACCAAGUUGCUAUCAUGGUUGAGCAGUGCCGAGGAGCAGCUAGGGGAGGCAACCACAGAACCGAGUACGUCUGACACCAUGGUCCUGAACCAGCAGCUGGAUAGGAUGAAGAGCCUUGGCAUGGAGGCCAUUGCUCAUUCCAGUCACAUCGAAGAGCUUCAGAGGAAGGCCAAGGGAAUACGUGAGGCUCUGCAGGAGAUAGGGGCGGAGCCAGCCCAGUUAGAGGAGAUUGAUAGCAUCAUCGAGGACAUCUCCAAGCGUUAUGAGACGAUCAAUGAGAGCAGCAGUAACAAGGCUCAUGCCUUGCAAGUGGCGCUGGUGAAGACCCAGGAUGUGAAUGCUGCAAUGGACGACCUUGCCACUUGGCUCAAGGACACGGACAUCACUCUGAAUAACGCCCGGCCAAUCAGCUUGCAGAGGGAGUAUCUGCUGGAGCAAGUGCACGAAGCGCGCAUUCUGGAGGCGGACGUGGAAGGUCACAAGCCUGGCAUUGAUUCCAUCAAGCACAAGGCCAUCGAGCUGAUGCAGACUUGCGAACUCGAAAUGGCCAAGUCGGUGGAGUCUCGGUUGAACGAGCUGGACACCACAUUCCAGGCAGUGGAAGGCAAGUGUAAAGACAGGGCGGCCGAUGUGGAUGAUGUGUUUGAGAAGCUGUCCAGCUUCCAGGAAGAUCUUAGGGACUGUAAUGAGUGGUUGGUGUCCCAUAUCGAGACGCUGGAGUCGCAGGAUCUGACUCGGAUGGACAACGACAACUUCCAGCAGAGAGUUACCCAGAUUCAACAGGAUAAGGAAGUCCACAUGGGCGAACUGGAAGAGUUGAAACAGCUCGGAUCCCAGCUCAUACAGGAUAGCCGAACAGCCGAUGUAUCUGCAGUCAAGGAGAGCCUGUCAGAUCUGGAGAGGAAGUGGGCCGAGUUUGAGUCCCGGCUUGGUGACCGUGAAAAAGAGGCUUCGCAGCGAGAACGACAAGGCACCGACUUUGAGGCUGCAAGGGCAGAGGUGCUUGAGUGGUUAACCAGCAAAGAGGGUCAGAUGGACAACCUGGAGCCCGUGGCUGUGGAGGUGGAAAUCAUUGGACAGCAGAUUGAGGAAUUACAGCCUUUACUGAAAGAGUAUGAAGACUACGGCAUGAGGAUAGAUGAAGUGAAUGACCUGGGGAACACUUAUGAUGCUCUCGUUCACGCUGACUUACCUCACAGCCCUAUCAGGAGAAUGGGAUCAAGGACUCGUCGAUGGUCGGGUGCAGCGUCCCCACGGUACAGAACCCCCUCCCCGACUCCCUUCCCGGCUUUUACGGUAGGGUCAGCGGUCAGCCCAAUGUCCAGCGAAUCCAGCGGAGUGUCCAGUAGGAAGAGCUCUGCUGACAACUUACUUCUGGAUGAUAUGACCGAGAUCCAGCAGGAGCUUAUGGAUAUCAAUCAGCGCUACGACAUCCUGGGUGACCGUCUGUUGGAGCGUAAACUGGAGCUACAGUCUAACUUGGACAGCGUCAAGUCCUACCUGCAGGACGUACAGGACAUAUUGGCAUGGCUGGACAUGAAGGAGCAAGGCAGCGACCUCACUGGGCCAGUGCCAACCAAUGAGAAAGAGGCUUGCAAAAAGCUGAAGUCACAUGAGAAAUUCCACAAAGAACUAGUGAGCAAGGAAGGUGUUGUGGAAGACAUCAAGAAAAAGGCAAAUGAGCUCAUCAAGAGGAGGGACAGCGUCCCGGGAAAACAGGGGCUACAACAACAACUCUCUGACCUCAAUGAGAAAUGGACAGGACUGCGAGAGGCCUCGGAGCAGAGACGAAAGUCUCUGGGUGACAUGGUCAGCGAUCUGCAGGACUUCCAUGACAGUCAGCAACAACUGACCACCUGGCUGGCCCAGAAAGACAAGAUGUUGACAGUGCUAGGACCACUGGCCACAGACAAGGCUAUGAUCAAUAACCAGCAGGAACAAGUCAAGGUCCUGCAAGAGGAAUUGAAUAGCCUUGAACCACUUUACGAACAGUUCUUACAGGCUGGUCACUCUAUACUGGAUAAGUGUGACAGCCACAGUAAGGAUGGGGUGACGGUCAAUGAUCAGAUGGAGGUGGUCAGCAGGAACUGGGAGAAGCUGCAGACUAAACUUCAGGAAAGGCAGGACGGGCUGUCCGUCCUGGAGGGACUCAGUGAUCAGUAUAACUCCACCCUCCAGGAGUUUGGCGAUUGGCUGUCGGACUUCACUGACAGGCUGGACAACCAAUCACCACCCAGCUCAAACCCGGAAGUCUUGGCAGACCAAGUAGACAACAUUGCAAAGAUGAAGAAAGAAGCACAUAGCAAUGAACAUCAGCUGAGACGAGCCAAAGACCUUUGCAAACACCUGUGUGAUAAUACCAAAGAUGCCUCCACCAAGUUUGAACUGAAGAAUAAACUGACCAAUCUGGAGAAGCCUUACCUGGACACCCUGAAGAAAAUAGCUGAGCGUGAAGCUGAACUGGACAAUGCCUCACGGGCAGGGCAGAAGUUUGCUGCGACCUGUCAGGAGUUGAUGACUUGGAUUACCUCUGCCAGGGAGAAGAUGGAGAGCGAGGAGCCAGUGUCUGGCAAACAAGACGUCCUCAAGCAGCAGAUGUUGAGUCAACAGCUAAUACAACAGGACCUCAGUGUACGUGAGCCAGACAUUAAGGAAGUGUUAAACAUGGCCCAGAGACUACGCUCUGCCCCAGGGGGUGGGCUGGAUGACCCAGACUCCAACAGUCAGCUGGAGACCAUCCAGGCCGAGUUUGAGGGGCUUAAGCAGGCAGCGUCUCAACGUCAGGAGAAGCUGGCAGCGACGGCCAAACAUGCCCAGCAGUUCUAUGAGAAUGUGGACAAAAUGGAAAUGUGGUUGAGGAUGAAUGAGGAAAAACUGGAUUACAUGGGCACACCUGUCCUCACUAAAGAGGGCAUCGCUAAGCAGCUCAAGGAAGCUCAGUUAUUACAGAGUGAGAUCCUGAAGAAGACCCAUGACCAUGAGAAUCUGAACCGAGAAGCCGAUGCACUGCUAGAGACCAUAUACACUGGUAAAGAGGAGGUGGAGAGUAAGCUGGCCAAUGUCAAUGCCAGGUGGGACGGACUAUACUCAGGUGUGGCAGGGCGUGUGGAGACCCUGGAGGACAUGUCCCAGAGACUGGCUGAAUUCCAGGACAGCCUAGGUGACGUGAACUCUGCGCUACAGAGGCUAGAGGACAGACUUGACUCCCAUCAGCACCUGGGUGCUGCAGCCAGGGAUCCCAAAUAUACAGACAUGAUCAAGGGUCUGGAGGAGGAAGUGAUCUCAAUAGAGCCGCAGAUAGACUACGUUGAGGCUCUUGCUGAUGGGUUUGGCCAUAUGGAUGCAAACAGCAUCGACACAACGGCCGUACAAGAUCAGUUAGAAAUGGCCCGCGCCAGGCAAAGGCACCUGAAGCAAGAGUUAUCUGACCUGUCUUCUGGCAUGGAGGUUGGGUCUCAGCUGGCCGCUCAGUUCCAGGACUCCAUGACAACACUGUCACGAGAACUUGCUGACCUUGACAGCGACCUUGCUAGGAAAGAUCCAAUUGGUCGAGAUGUGGACACUCUGGAAGCUCAGCUUGAGGAUAUGAAGUUUUUCAUGCCCCAUCUGAAGGACAAGACAGAGGCUCUGCGUGACCUUGAGAGUCAGGCUGAGGAGCUGAUUGGAGCAGGGUUCAGCUCUAACCCCCAGACAGUCCGCACUCAGGUGGAGAACUUGAAACAGCAGUUAGAGAGUAUAUCAGAGAGAGCCAAUGAGAGGGUGGUGGAGCUUGAGAGUACCAUGGACCAGAUCCAGGACCUCAAUGAGGGACUGAGACAGGCGGUGAAGGGGCUGGACUCUUCUUUGGCCCACGUGGACUACCUGUCCCCCGUGGGAGCAGACGUCAAGACAAUCAAACAUCAACAGGAAGAUCUUAAGGAAUUCAUCAAGAAGACAGUGGAACCUCUGCAGAAGCAGGUGGAGAGUGGCAUGGAAAUGGGCAGACAACUCCUGCAGACAGCCGUACCCGGCACUUCGACCAAUGCCCUGGAGUCUGAUCUUGAGAUCACAGCUGACAAAAUGACCGACCUCAACAAGAAGGUGGCUGAUCGUGAGAGGAAGUUGGAUUCAGCUUUGUUGCAAUCUGGCAAAUUUAACGAGGCUUUGGCAUCGCUCAUUGAUUGGCUGGCUGAGACCGAGGAAAUGGUGGCACAUCAGAAAUCCCCAUCCCCAGAGUACAAAGUGGUCAAAGCACAGUUACAGGAACAAAAGUUCCUGCAGAAAAUGUUGGAAGACCGCUCUCCAAGUGUGCGCUCUUUGCAAGAGUCCGGAAAGCAGCUUUUAAAAUCUCUCGAUCCCAAAGAUAAGAAGAAUCACGAAAAACAACUCACAAAUUUCAUGCAGCGCUGGAACACACUCAGUGACAAUUCCCAGAAGAGGAAGGUGGUGUUAGAGAAUGUUACUGGCAUCGCUAAGGAAUUCCAGGAGAGACAAGAACCGCUUCUGGAAUGGCUGGAAGGGGCAGAGAAGAAGCUGGCAUCUCUGGCUAACACCAUUCCUACUAACAAUGAUGAUCUGAUCAAGAGGAGAGACUCGCUGAAGGACAUAAUGGUGGGCCUAAGGAAACAGGAAAAGGUUUUAGAGGAGGUGAAUGGCAAAGGCCAGCAACUGCUCAAGUUCUGCUCAGAUGAGGAUGCCACGGCUCUGAGGAACAAAUUGGAGCUGAUGAACAAACGCUACACGGGACUGAAGAACAAAGUGACACAGCAGUUGGAUCAGACAGAACAAGCUUUGCCAUUGGCUCAGAGAUUCAACGAGGCUCAUGGGAAAUUCCUGGAGUGGCUGGAUGUGGUGGAACCAGAACUCCGAGGGAAGGAAACUGCAGGGCUGGAUGCCGAGGAAGCUGUUGAUAAACUGAUAGGUCAGAUGGAGGACAUCAAGCCCUGGCUGGACAUCGUCAACAAGCAGGGGAUGAAGUUAGCAGACUUGUUGCCAGGCGACGCAGGUCUUCGUGUGGAGGACAACAUGGAGAAGGAUAACAAAAGGUUCAAGGCCGUCUGUGAGGCAGUGCAGAAGCGCGCCGAGAAACUGCAGCUGACCAGGUCCAAGUCUUUGGAGGUAUUGGGAGAGCUUGACGAUUUAUUGGAAUGGUUUGCUGAUGCGGAGAAUCAGCUUAUUGUGGCUGAUCCUAUCAGUUCUAAUCCAAGCAAGUUACAGCAACAACUUGCUCAACAAAAGGAAUUUAACGAAGACGUAAGCAGUCAGAAGGGUAAAGUAAGGGAAGUCUUAUCAGCAGGGAAGAAACUCCUGCGGGAGCAUAAAGUUGACGAAGAGCCAGCCAUCCGCGACAAGAUGGAGGCAUUGAAACAGGACGCAGACUGUGUCGCCAGGGAGAGUGCUGAGAGACUGAGUCGUUUGCAACAGGCUGUCCCAUUGGCAGCUCACUUCCACGACACACACAGCGAUCUUCAAACCUGGUUCGAUGAGGUGGAGCCAUUGCUAGUUGAGCUAGAGGUCAUGGCCAUUAAUGCUGAUCAUGUGAAACAACAGCAGGAGAAAGCAAAGGUGAUUAAACAAGAUGUACUGGACCACAAGCCUAUGGUGGACAAACUGAACAAGACAGGGACAGCUCUGACCAAACUGUGUGGUCAGGCAGAUGCUGACAAGGUUCAGAACAUGCUGACAGAGGACAACAAGAGAGUGGAUCACAUCCGAGACUCCAUUAGAGAGAGGUCUAACUCCAUUGAUGAUGCUCUGCAACAGUCUGCCGAGUUUUCUGACAAGCUGGAGGACAUGUUGGAGACGUUGACCUCUACUCAAGACCAGGUGAAGCAUGCUGAGCCCAUCUCUGCCCAUCCUGACAAGCUGAGGGAACAGCUGGCUGAGAACAAGGCUGUGAUGGAGGACCUAGACAUGAAGUUCAGUGCACUAGAGUCUGUCAAGUCCACGGCAGAAGAUCUGAUGAAACAGGCCGGGGAGAACAUCAAUGACGAGUCUGUACAGGAUGUACAGCAGAAGAUCAAUGAACUGGUUGACCUUUACGAUGACAUCAAGACAACGAGUCAGGAUCGAAACCAGGCCCUGGAAGACACUCUGGAAGUGUCUGACCGCUUCUGGGAUGACCUCAAUAACCUGAUGGGCACGCUCAAAGAGCUACAAGACACUCUGUCCAAUCAGGAUCCAGUCGCUCUGGAGCCUACAGUUAUCCGAGAACAACAAGAAGUGCUGGAGGCUCUGAAGGAUGAUAUUGACGCAUCUCAGUCUGACCUUGAAGAUGUCCAGGCUGGUGGUCAGCAGCUAAUGAAUCUGUGCGGAGAGCCCGAUCGUCCUGAGGUCCAGAAGACAAUAGACGAUGCAGACUUGAGUAACCAGGCUGUUAAUGAUCAGUUUGUUAAGAGAUCCAAGACAUUGGAGGAGGCUCUGGGCAAGGCCAUGACAUUCCAGGAUGAACUCAUGAAAAUUCUUGUGUGGAUGGAGGAUAAGGAAGAUAGGUUGGUUUCUCUGGGCCCAGUGGGUUCUGACUUUGAGACCAUCAAAACCCAGCUGGAUGACCUCAAGGAGCUGAAGUCAGAGGUUGACCCCAAACAGGUGGAUAUCCAGUAUCUGAAUCAGCAGGCUACAGAGCUGGCUAAAGACAGUACUGGGGAGCAGGCGGCUGUGGUCACUGAGCCCCUGGCAGAGGUUAACAAACGGUGGGAUGAACUCGUGGAGAAUCUUGCUGACAGGAAGCACCUGUUGCAGAGCGCCAUGUUGAACAUGGGUCAGUUUGAACACACCCUGAAUGAGCUACUGUCCUGGUUAGGCCACACAGAACAGACCCUGAAUGAUCUACCUCCUGUAAAGGGAGACGUGCGAACAAUUGACAUCGAACUCGCCAAACACAAGAUUCUGCAAAAUGACAUCCAAGCUCAUCGGCCCAGUAUCGACUCUGUCAACGAGGCCGGUCAGAGGGUGUUGUCAGUCGGUGGGCAAAAUGCUGCCGUUACCAAGGGCAAGCUAGAUGAGAUGAAUCAACGGUGGGACAGGAUUCUAGCCAAGAGUCAAGGACGGCAGGCCAAUCUUGAGGACGCACUCUUUGAGGCCCAAGCAUUCCACGGAGAAUUACAGGACAUGUUGUUGAGACUGAGUGAGAUGGAAGGUCAGCUGAUCACCACCAAACCUGUGGGAGGUCUGCCGGACACAGCCAGAGAACAGCUGGAGAGAUUCAUGGAUAUUUAUCAUGAGCUGGAAAACUUAGAACCAGAAGUGAACGUUUUACUCACCAGUGGGAGUGAACUGGCGUCUAAAAGCCAGGAACCUGCAGCAGGCACUCUGCGACAGAGCGUGCAGAGCCUGCAGAGCAAGUGGGACAACAUCACAGCCAGAGCCAAUGACAGGAAGACCAAACUGGAAGAUGCGUUGACUCAAGCCAAGAAUUUCCACACAGACCUGAACAAGUUUGUGGCCUGGCUUACUGAUACAGAGAAAACACUGAACAACCUUGACCCUGUCAGCAGGGUCAUUGACAAGGUCACAGCACAGAUUGAGGACCACAAGGUUUUACAGAAGGACAUAGCCAAGCACCGUGACAUGAUGUUAGCCCUGGACAAAACGGGCACACACCUCAAGUAUUUCAGCCAAAAACAGGACAUCAUUCUCAUCAAGAACUUGCUGUCCAGUGUCCAGCACAGGUGGGACAAGAUUGUGUCCCGGGGAGCGGAGAGAACGAGGCACCUGGAAAGAGGGUACAAGGAGGCCAAACAGUUCCAUGAACACUGGAAGGAGUUGCUGGGUUGGUUGAUUGAGGCUGAGAAGGCAAUAGAUGCAGACCAGACCAUCAGCAACGAUCCUCUCAAGAUCAAACAGCAGAUCAACAAACAUAAGGAGUUCCAGAGAGCCCUAGGUGCCAAACAGCCGGCAUAUGACAGUGUGAACCGAUCUGGUCGCUCCCUUAAGGAGAGGAGCCCACGACCCGAUGUCCCCAUACUGCAGCAGAUGAUGGCUGACCUUAAGAACAAGUGGAACACUCUGUGUGGCAAGUCUGUAGACAGACAACGGAAACUAGAAGAGGCCUUACUCUUCUCCGGCCAGUUCACUGAUGCUCUACAGGCGCUCCUUGAUUGGCUAGCAAAAGCAGAGCCAACAGUGGCAGAGGACCAACCAGUGCACGGAGACUUAGACACUGUUAACGGACUGAUAGAUGAUCAUAAGAAAUUCCAAGAAGAGCUGAAGGCACGUACAAAAACAAUUGCAUUCCUGAGGAAGUCUGCUAAAGAGCUGCCGGAGAAAACCGACGAGGACACGUCCUUACAGCAGGCUCAGAUGAUUGAGCUGUCCACGUCCUGGGACCGAGUGUGUCGUCUUAGUGACAACAAACAGGAGCGCCUUAACCAGGCCCACAGACUGUCAGAAGAUUUUGACAGUAAGUCCCGGCAAAUGAUGCACUGGCUGGCUGAAGCUGAGCAGAAGUUACGAUACAAUGCACCAAUCGCAGACGAGGAACCACUGGUACUAAAACAGAUCGAGGAACACAAGAAGUUUGAAGAAGAGUUAAUGAAGAAGGAGAUCCAGUUACGAGAGGCCUUAACCUUGGGACAGGAGAUUUUGCGUCAGUGUCACCCCGACGCGCUGACAGCUGUCAAACACUGGCUGACUGUCCUCCGCUCCAGAUGGGAGGAGGUUGCCACCAUGUCGACCCAGCGUGGUCACCGACUAACAGACUCCCUGCAAAUGUUACGUAACAGUAACCGAUUACUGGAGGAGCUGAUGGCCUGGCUGAACGAGGCAGAGAACACCCUGGUUACUCGCGACCAGCAGUCCAUCCCCCAGGACAAAGAUAUCAUCAUGGAGCUUAUCAAAGAACACCAGGGCUUCCAAAAUGAAAUGUCGUCACGACAACCAGAUGUGGAGAGGUUGACGAAGAUGGACAGACACCGUCGCUCUCCUAUAGACAUGUCACAUGACCGACCAAUGUCCCCGAGUGUGCGAACAUCGCAUUCUCCACGUCCCCCAUUCACGACAUCAGGGAUGUCCCCACGAUCACACAUACCCAUUUUGCAGAAGGGCAAGAAGACACCUACCAAACCCUCACCGUUCAAAUUUGAUACGGGCAGAAGAACCCCAGAACCUGGGAGAAGAACCCCUGAUUCUGGUCGGCGCACCCCGGAACCCCAGUUCAAGAACCCUCGGCUGGCGGGUCUGGUGAACAAGUGGCAGCAUGUCUGGCUGAUUUCCAUGGAGAGACAGAGGAAGCUACAGGAUGCCCUGGAUUACCUUAAUGAGGUGGAGAGGAUGAAGAACUUUAACUUUGAUGACUGGCGUAAGAAAUACAUGCAGUGGAUGCAUCACAACAAAUCCCGAAUCAUGGACUUCUUCCGUCGACAGGAUCGCGAUCGUGAUGGCAAGGUCACACGCAAAGAGUUCGUGGAGGGAAUUCUAGCAUCUGGGUUCCCCACCACUCGCCUGGAGAUGGAGGCUGUGGCCAACAUCUUUGACAGAGACGGAGAUGGUUUUAUUGACUACAAAGAAUUUGUUUCUGCUCUCAGGCCAGAUAGAGAGCCAUUGAAACCAGAAACAGAUGCUGACAAAAUCCAAGACGAGGUGAAGCGACAAGUGAACAAAUGUACCUGUGUUAGACAGUUUAAGAUUCAUAAAAUAGGAGAAGGAAAGUAUCGAUUUGGAGACUCUCAGAAGCUGCGUCUGGUGCGCAUUCUCCGCAGCACUGUGAUGGUGCGUGUUGGCGGAGGAUGGUGCGCUCUGGAUGAGUUCCUGGUGAAAAAUGAUCCCUGCAGAGACUUUAACAUGAGUCUAGCCAGACAUGGUCUAGAUCAGUUUUACUGUCCCAAAGGAAGAACCAACAUGGAGCUACGAGAGAAGUUUAUUUUGGCUGAGGGCGUCAGUCAGUCUAUGGCAGGUUUUGUGUCCAAGAGUCCCGCAGGAAGUUCUGGUAGCUCGGCCAGUGGGUUUUCAGGCACGGCCUCAUGGAGCAGUCGAACAGGAAGUACUACUAGCGGACCAAUCACAAAGAUUCGUGAGAAGAGCCAGCACACAUCGCCAUGGCGACAACGGGUGAAGACGAGCCCAGAUGGGGAGGUCAGACAGAUCAUGUCACGAGUGCAACAAGAUGGCAGCCGGCUGACGAAGACAAAAAUCACCAGAGAUAUGAGAAGUCCAGCAAGCAGAAGUUCUAGUCGAGCUAGUACAAGCAGCCGUAAUGGCAGUCGACCUCCCAGUCGAACAGGAAGUGAUGUAUCCGAACCCAAUGACCCAGAAGUGUUCACGACGAUGAAGGCGGAGACAAAGAACAUUGGGGGUCGGAAUCAGACAACAGUUACCUACCAGACGCAUGUGGCUCAGACAAGAACAGUUACCAUGCCAACCGCUACAACAACAACACGAACGCCGACGGGAGCCAGAACAAAAAUACCAAAACUGACGCCCAAAAGGAAAUGAUCACCUGAUUCUAAGAAUGAUAAAUAGGAAAAGAUAGCAAAUGAUUCUAGUCUGAACCUGAAAGACAAGUUUUCUUGUCAAGUGAUCAUUUUUAUCAGUUUAAUAAACUUUUUAUUACUUUUGAUUGAAUAUCCUUUUUUAAAAACAAGCUUUGUCAAAAUGCCAUGUUGGUUUUUUUCCUUUGACAUUUCACGGAUUACGGAAGUUUUUGAUUACACAUGGAACUUGAGCUACUCAUCACUGACAUGAUCAGUUAACUCAUGUUUCAAGGGAGAACAUCCUUGGAUCCAAGUGAUAUUUGAGACGCCUCGACGAGGAACACAGGGCUGAGUUCUUGAAACUCUGCCAUACCCAGCGAAAACAACUUACCUGUGCGUAUCUGUUACACCAGAAAUCAGAAAAUGACUUUGUAUUUACCAAAACUAUCACAUGUGAUUGAUGUACACAUAUUACCUCUGCAGCAAAGAUCCUUCUUGUUGUGGUGUGUGCAUGUACUCUAAAUAAAAAACAUCAAGAGACCACCCGAUCACCGAUCAGAGGUAUUAGUGUAUAGUCAGUACAUAUAUUGCUUACUUGACAAUUGAGAACAUUACAGUUAUUUAGAACGUCACAAAAGGAAUGUGAAAAACAGAAAUUUGACAAGAACUAUACCUUAGAUGUUUUGGGGAAUUGUGGCUGUAACAUUUUCCCCCUGUAGUGCACGAUGAUGGGAUUAAGACCUGUAAUAAAUGUGCAGGAUAAAAGAGUAUUUUUGUAUAUGGGGUAAUACAAAUAAAAAGUGAAUGUUGAAAUUAAAGUAUAUCCCAGUCCAUAUCCCAGAGGUGAAGGUCAAAUGUUUUGCUCCUACAGAUACUGUUAGAUAUAAUUACUCUAUUCUUCUUGUGUGCGCGCCUGCUGUGUCUUUUUUAUUAUUUUUUUUUUUUGACUUUCACUUUGUGUAAAAAGUACCAAAUACUAUAUUUGGGAUUUGAGUCGGAAUGAGAGAGAAAGAGCGUGUGCUUGGUGAAGUAAGGGGUAAUUGUGUUGAAGGCUUUGACGUGCUUUUAUGCUG